UUGCACAUCAGACAUAGUGCCACGUAAGCAGUGCCACGUCAGACGCAGUGCCACAUCAGCAUCAUGACGGGCCUGCCGGGCCAACUGGCCAAUGAGACCAUUGCCGCCUACAAGCAGCGUUGCCUCGCUCAGAUAGAGGCUAAGGAACAACGCCUGCUGGCAGUCGAGGCUGCCCGCAUACAAGCUGAAGAGGCAGCAGCAGCAGAGAAACUGCGGCUACAGGCCGAUGCAGAAGCAGAUGCCCAGGCUCGCCGAAAGGAAGCCCAGGAUCUGCUGCAGCGGCAUGAAGCCAACAGCAUCGACAGACUCAGGUUCUGGCACUUUGAACCGAACGGCGACGAGGCAACACCGGAAGAGAAGCACAAGGAGUUCCUCUCCAAACUCGUGACAAGGUUGUUGUGCGCUUGCAACUACCAACGGUCAGAGUUGGAGAGACAGCAUCAGGAGUUGGCAAAGCUCCGCCGCAUAGUGCASAGCCACGAGGAYGCAACUCGGGCACUCAAUUCCCGAUUACUGGACCUGGAACAGGCUGUACCARGACCAGCUGCUGGGGCUUCCAGCAGUGCACCCUCUAGCCGCCAACUGGAGGACCGCGUUGACCAUGUAGUCGCAAUGCUCGGCGACAUCAGCACGUUUGCUGCGCCGACCACCACCAUCAGCAGUCAGCUGCAUACACUGAAGACCGAGGUCCAGAAGCUGCAGUUGACGAACGCGGACGACAAUCCGAAGAUGUACAAGAUGCCAACUUUCAACCUGGAGAGGUUCGACGAUUACACGCAGCAGGAUCCCGUCCUCUGGUGGGAAGCAUUCACAACGCAACUCCGGAUUCUGCCAGUAGCCAAGCAUGCGUACAUCGGCGCCCUGUUCCUGAACUCAAAGGGCGGAUGCCAGACCUGGUUGAGCCACCUGGCAACCUCCCACGGCGUCGACGUACCAGACUUGAAGGACGUAAUCACAUGGGAGGAACUGACACGGUUGUGGAAGAAGCGGUUCAUCGUUGACGACGCGCCGGCACUCGCCAUCAACCGUUUGUUCACCAUGUCACAGGGUCACGGAGUGGCAGAAGAUUGCGGUUGCCGGAUCUUCGCCGACCUUCUCCUCCCUCGACCAGCCGACAUUGACGUUACCUGCUCUCCCUCUUCCAUCCGGAAGUACAGGGAAUUGUUGACUCAAGCCCGCGCAAAUAUGCAAAAGGCUCAAGUCCGCAUGCAGCAGCAAGCCAACAGGCGUCGCGUCCCAUGUCCCAUCCGCGCCGGUGAUCUGGUUUGGGUCUCCGCGGAAGAGUUUGCACUGGAACAGGAUGUUUCACGCAAACUGCUUCCCAAGUGGUUUGGACCUUGGUCGGUGACAGCAGCCGCGGGCGAUGAGCCCGAUGGCCCUUCAUUUGUGAUCAACAUUCCAGAGCAUCUGACGGUCCAUCCGGUCUUCCACGCCUCGAAGCUGGCAACUUACAUGCCAGCCAAGAGCGACGACUUUCCGGGCCGACGAUCGCAAGACCCUCCUUCUAUGGACGGCCAUCAGGAAGUUGACCGCGUCAUCUCCGAUCGCAAGUACGGCAGCAAGCCGCGGCAGUAUAAAGUCACAUUCAAAGCAUGCKAUCGCGACGACACUCGGUGGAUAUCAGGCGCAGAUUUGAAAGCAUCCGCACCGCUGAUCUACGCGCAUUAUGAAAAGCGCAGGUAAGCUCAGGAAGUUUCACGACCAGCCCCUCCCACCCGGACUAUGGUCCCUCCCUCAGACAGACAGCUUCGCCCUCG
Chara braunii is the source of this 1757-nucleotide messenger RNA. NCBI's taxonomy places the organism in Eukaryota, Viridiplantae, Streptophyta, Charophyceae, Charales, Characeae. The record is from the annotation of a GenBank genome assembly.